AUGGCCAGCGGCAUUGUGUGCCCCGGAUACGAGGACAAAAAGCCGUUGACUUGGGUUACUCCCAAUAAGCCUACGGCACGGACGUGGAGGGGCAGAAGACCGGCAUUUGAUAAACUCGGAGACGCCAAGAAGGACCAAAAACCCGGCGAAAAGGAAGAGGCGGCCCGAAAGGCCAUCUAUGAUAGUCAGCUUAUGCAUAUCUUCCCCCGUCAAGAGCUCCGGACAGAGACAUGUGACAUCGCCGAGGCGUCGCACUACUGGAACGAAUAUGUCUACCCCUGCUUCUACUCAAACCAGUUGACCAAAAGCCCAUGGGUGGUACCCAUUUCCAACAUUCACACCAUGAAACCAUAUCGAAGGCAUGGCCUGGUCACCAUGGCAAUCGAGCACCGCAUGGCGCGCCUAUCACCAUCCAAAGGUGACCCCUACGCCGCCGAGGUGAGAGCUAGAGCUUACCAGCACCGCUUCACCGCGAUCCAAGCCCUGAACAAGGAGAUCGAGAACGAAAGCACGAGAUGUUCCGAUGCCACACUAGGUGGCGUGAUUGUUUUUCUCUUUGGCGAUUUGAUGGGAGCAGCAACGGCGCCCAAUUGGCGUGUUCACAUAAACGGGUUUGCAGCGUUGGUCGAUUUGCGUGGCGGUUGGGAAAAGCUCUGUCAACAAUCACCGCAUCUCAAGUCUCUAGUCCUUUUUUGCAAAGUCGUCGAAAACUUCGCCAACACAACGAGUCCAGCGCACGAUCAGACAUCACCACUUACAAACUUUACAAUAAGGGCUUUGAUGAGGGACGUAUAUUCAAUAGGAUAUUAUCCCCAAUUGCCAUGCCCUGUUGAUUUAUUCAUCGACAUUAUCCAGAUCAACCGUUUGCGGUCCCUGGCAAUAAAUCAGAGGCCAGAAGAUACCAUGAGGCGAAUCCAAUCCGAAGCAGAAACCUUGUUGAAGAAGAUGUUACAAUUCUCUUUCACCGAAUGGAUCAAUACAAUGGAAGUUGAAGGGAAAGCUUUGUUCAAUGAAUAUCUGAUGAUGGGCAAGAUCUACCAGUCUGCUGUAGUUCUAUUUGGUGUCUCAUCAUUGCAAAGUGCCAGGGCGAUUCCAUUAUCAGAAGAGUGGAUGGUUGUCAAAAACAGUCAUAUCGAGAGGCUUUUUUCUCUUCUUAAAAAGUCCACUGCCUCCCAAGCUCUCAGAAUGUGUACAACAUGGCCAAUGAUCGUGGCUGGUUUCGAAGCAAAGGCCGGGAGUCCCUCAAUGAGAGCAUUUAUUCUGGGGCACAUGGAGGAGGAUAGUCGACAGCUCGGCAUAUACUUACCGGUUGCUGCCAAGGGUGUUCUUGAGAGGUUCUAUGCAUCCGCUGGGGAAGCUUGGGAUGAUUGUUUCGACAGUCCGAAUGCUUUAUUUACGUAG
Colletotrichum truncatum is the source of this 1401-nucleotide messenger RNA. RefSeq names its product C6 zinc finger domain-containing protein. The record is from RefSeq and is a predicted model, not a curated record. Lineage: Eukaryota; Fungi; Ascomycota; Sordariomycetes; Glomerellales; Glomerellaceae.